AUGCUUGCCUCUGUCAAAUCCCUGGUUAUUGUACUCUUCUGUGUCUUGGCUACUCUCAAUGUUGUCAGCGCUGGUUGUAGAGAGUUGAAGCGUGAUGAUAGAUUCGUUGAAUACUGCUGCUCAUGUACCGAUAAGGGCUGGUUUGGCGAAUGCCUCACAACCCACAACAGCGCUUGUUACGAAAAUUACAAGUUGACUGGAGAACACAGCUGUCCUAAAGGUGAAUGGGGUUGCUACACUGAUUCCCAGAACCCUGUCCAUUAA
Messenger RNA from Mucor velutinosus, 264 nucleotides. RefSeq lists its product as uncharacterized. Lineage: Eukaryota; Fungi; Mucoromycota; Mucoromycetes; Mucorales; Mucoraceae. The transcript has a single exon. The coding region runs from base 1 to 264 and encodes 87 amino acids. The record is from RefSeq and is a predicted model, not a curated record.